AUGUUCGCUUGUGAACGCCGGGAACUCGUGGUGUACUUGUACGGCGCCACCAUCGCGCAGUGGCUCAAAAGUGACGGGACAGCGACAUUUUACGACGGACCCGACCACCUAUACGAGGCUGGGUUCCCUCUCCGGACCGGUGUGUCACUCCACUUCCCGCAGCACCGAGAGGGGAUGCUGCCAGAACACGGAUUUGCGGACUGCAUGAUGUGGGAGGUGGUCGGCGCGGGUUUUGACUGCCCCGAGAUGUUGGAGCAGCUGGAGGAUUACUUAGACUUCUUGCAGGGACAUGGCCUAGUGACGGAGGAGAUGCUGCUAGCGGCCAAAGAGGGAGGAGAAGCAGCUGAGGCCGUGCGAGCGGCUCUAGCCAACGAGCCACCCCCCUCCCACGUGGUGGACACGGACUUGUCGCCCUGCAUAACAUUAAGGUUGCGAGAUACGACGGAGACACGGCAGUUGUGGCCACAUAAGUUCGAGCUGCUGUACAAGAUCACGUUAAUGACCCAAGACGUGACGGCCGAGGACUGGAGGGACAUUAGGAUUAGCCAGGGACUCGACCCCGACGAGGACGAUGACGACGGUGAGGAGGACGACGAGGACGAGGAGGAGGACGGCGAGGGUGAGGGCACGGAGGAGGAUGUGCUUGUGGUUGGCAGGCAGGCGAUGGGCGACGAAGACGAGGAGCAGGGGGACGACAAGGCGCUGGACGGCGAGGGCGAUGAAGCGCAGGGUAGCCCGGGGAGAAAGCGGCAGGGCCGGUCGGGAAAGCAGGCGGGCACCUCGAGCAGCCAGAGGGCUGCUACGGGUGACGCCAACGCCGAGGACGAUGACGAGGCUGAAGAGGAUUACGAUGAUGACAGCUAUGACGACGAUGAGGGAGUGGAGACGGAGCCGGGCACGGUACGGCCGGAGCCGUACCUUCCUGCAGUACAAAUCAAGCAGGAGUUCUGGGUUCGGAACUUAGACGUGCCCGGAUCCGCGCCCAUGCGCUUCAACCUCGCGUCGUUGGCUCGCUUCGUGACGUUGCAGCAGCCCCAGUGCAGCGAUUGGAUCAAAGUGCUCGGCCUGGGAGGUAGUCAGGUUUUUGACUACACCAUCGACCCGCGACACCCCGAGCUGUCCCUCAAUGAGGAGGAUUACCUUCACUACCGGGGCCAGCCGGUGGAUGUGACGUACAUCGGUGCCGCGGAGGCCACUGUAUACUUGUGUCCCGGCAACCGCACUCACUUUGAGUUCAUUCAGCGAGCGGGCUUCAGGGACAUGUUUGUGCAGCAGCCAGCACUAGCCGAGGAGCCCGACUACGAGCGAGUGGCCACGAUGGGAACUGGCUACGUGGCGUCCAGCAAAAAGCUGGAGGCUGGAGGCGAGUGGUACGCGCAAUCCGUCAUCCGCUUCCACGAGCGCUACUGGCGGCCGCCCAUCUUCGGGGAUGAUUCGAUGCCACCUCUGCCGCCCAUCUCCCAGGAGCUGUUGUCUGAGUCGGCGGAUGGGGAUGAGGGCGAGGCCGGGGAUGCAUACGAGGGCCUGCCAAGCGACCCGUCAGAUUUGACACCCGAGCGGGAGGAGUAG
Molecule: messenger RNA, 1569 nt
Organism: Volvox carteri f. nagariensis
Lineage: Eukaryota; Viridiplantae; Chlorophyta; Chlorophyceae; Chlamydomonadales; Volvocaceae
Exons: 12
Coding region: 1-1569 (522 amino acids)
Biological process (GO): carbohydrate metabolic process
Molecular function (GO): carbohydrate binding; catalytic activity
Source: RefSeq, a predicted model, not a curated record